Messenger RNA from Grus americana (Whooping crane), 2648 nucleotides. It is a transcript of the gene OMA1, whose product is annotated as OMA1 zinc metallopeptidase. Gene Ontology annotation, cellular component: mitochondrial inner membrane. The record is from RefSeq and is a predicted model, not a curated record. Gene Ontology annotation, biological process: protein quality control for misfolded or incompletely synthesized proteins; mitochondrial protein processing. Bases 965 to 2557 code for a protein of 530 amino acids. The transcript is spliced from 9 exons. Gene Ontology annotation, molecular function: metalloendopeptidase activity. Lineage: Eukaryota; Metazoa; Chordata; Aves; Gruiformes; Gruidae.
GAGCCCGGUGGAGGAGGUCUUUCCCGGAGUAGAUCCCAAGGACAUCCAGCAGUGACGGCGGCCAGAGCUGCCCCCCCGUGCCCCGGGCGGGCGCCGCAGAGUGACACGUCUCCCUCUUCCCCCCACCCCCCCCCUUCUUCUCACGUCUGCCCAUAUCACGAUAGUCGCCAGCACCAAGGUCGGGGGGUUGCUCGCGCGCGGGAUGCCGGGGGCUGAGGGCCGGCAGCCGAGGUCAGCACCCAAGGGCAGCUCUGGGCGUCAGGGCGCUGCCAGACAGGGAGGACAAAGAAAAGGCGGAUGGAGCCGACGGUGCGGUUCCUCUCUCUCAGAGGAACGGCGAUGCCGGCGGGGGUUGGGGAGGAAGUGGAGGCCGCUGUUCGAGCCAGCGGGCGAAAACGUCCUCCGCGGGGCCCUUCGGGUGGAGGUGGCUGGGUGCUGAGGCCUGCUCGGCGAGAAGUCGUUUCCAUGCCCUAGGAGCAAGAGGCUACCGGCUGGAAGACGCUUGGGUUCGCUGUGUUAAGUUGUUUUGUUUCUAGGCUGGGUGCAGCAGACAUGCACCCUGCCUUCAAGUAUUAGCAAAAUGCUCGCUAGAUCCUGAUCAUACUCUAGUGGAGGGUGUCCCUGCCCGCAGCAGGGAGGUUGGAACUAGAUGUUCUUUAAGGUCUCUUCCAACCCAAACCAUUGUAUGAUUCUGUGAUUUACCUCAGUGUGUGAAUGGCACCUGUGACAAGGAGCCCAACGUGAGAAGGUGAUGAUAUACACGUCUUCCACAGGGGAGCUAGUGAUAAUAAAAGCUAAAGAAAACUUCACACUUUGUUUUGUUUUCAGCGAUAGAAGACAGUGAUUCACAGUUGAAAGCAGAUUGGUACCUUAAAACUGCAACAGGAUGUAGUUGUAACUGUGACUUUUUUAGUACAAUGCAACUAUUGGCAAACAAAUACAUGGGUAACCAACCAAAGAAGUUAUGAAUAUCAACUGUGGUCUAAAGUUGCCAGGCAGGAACUGUAUUUUCUUUCAUUUGGCUUCUUUGACCAAGCAGGGGAAGUGUAGUAACCUCUAUAGGUCUUACGUGGGAUAUUGCCGAACUCAAGUCAGUUGUACACGAGAUAAAUGCCAAAGGCUGGAUUUGAGUGGAAAUACUAGAAACUGUUUUUUGACUGGAAGCCCUGACUCCUAUAGAAACUUCAUUGGUAAAGGGCUGAGGUGUCUUUUGAAUGGCCCAAAUGCAAAAGUAUACAAGAAUGCACGCCACGCUUCGGGAAGGUUUUGCUUCCAGUCUUCUCAGCCUUUGGGGGAGAAGAUCACAUCCCUCCAGAGCAGUUCUGUAGGGCAACUCCCACAUCAUUUUUCUGCUUGGAACAUUCAGAUCAUCAGGUUUUUUCGUGUGUCACCAUCAUUUCAGGCUGCACCAGUUCCUCUCUUCUGGAUUAUUGUUAAGCCAGCUCAGAAAUUAUUUGCUAUCAUUCUUGGCAGGAGCAUAAGAAAUUGGUGGAAGGCACUUCCUCCUAAUAAACGGGAACUUUUUAAAGAAAGUGCAAGGAAAAAUAAAUGGAAAAUACUCCUGGGUGUCAGUAGCUUAGGAGUUUUAUUUGUCAUGUUUUAUUUUACUCACUUGGAGGAGACACCCAUCACUGGGCGCGCUCGACUGUUGGUGUUUGGAAAAGAGCAUUUUAGGGAACUGUCACAGAUGGAAUAUGAUAUGUGGAUGGAGGAAUUCAAAACUAAAAUGUUACCUGAGACAGAUGCACGUUAUCAGGUUGUGGAGAGAGUUGUUGGUCAUUUAUCAGAAAGCAAUAAGGACAUCCCACAGGUCUCAGCACUCAAGUGGGUUAUCCAUGUGGUAGACGAACCAGGUGUAAAUGCUUUUGUGCUUCCAAAUGGCCAAGUGUUUGUUUUCACUGGAUUGCUAAAUGCAGUUUCUGAUAUUCAUCAGCUGUCUUUCAUUUUGGGACAUGAAAUAGCUCAUGCUGUGCUGGAACAUGCAGCAGAGAAAGCCAGCCUGGUUCACUUCUUGGAUUUUCUAUCACUCAUCUUUCUCACUAUGAUUUGGGCCAUCUGUCCCCGGGAUAGUUUGGCAGUUAUUGGCCAGUGGAUUCAGAGCAAGUUGCAGGAGUUUGUGUUUGAUAGACCGUACAGCAGAACAUUGGAGGCUGAAGCUGAUAAAGUGGGACUUCAGUUUGCAGCAAAGGCUUGUGUGGAUGUCCGAGCAAGCAGUGUAUUUUGGCAACAAAUGGAAUUAGCAGAAACUAUUCAAGGGCAGCCCAAGUUACCGGAGUGGCUCUCCACUCACCCUUCUCAUGAAAACAGAGCUGAGCACUUAGAUCGCCUUAUUCCAGAGGCUCUUAAAAUAAGAGAGCGCUGCAAUUGCCCAUCUCUUUCUGGACCAGAUCCUCGCCUCAUUUUCAGACUUAACAUGCAACAUCUCCUGGAAUCAUCUAAAGAUGAAGAAACCCCAAAUUCUACAAAGCGAGCUCUCUCAAAACCAAACCUGGAUUUUCCUCACACUCAGAAAGUGGAAGAUAUGCCAGUAACUUUUGCAGUUAAACCUACAAACUAAUGAUAGUGAUUGUCACUUUUUAUGAAACUUGUGAUCCCUGAAGGUCUAAUACAAAUUUGUCUUUGAACCAUAAAGAAGAUGCAGCCACUCA